GGACAUUCAGCACAGCCAUCUUUGCAUAAUUUAAUCCAGCGAUGCAACCAGCAGAGCAAGUAAUCUUCCUUGAAUACGGAUCAGGUAUGCUUCGAAGCAUCCAUCAAAGCCCCCCCCCCCCCCCCCGCCCCGCCAAGAAUUUGAACAUCCUCCGAGGGGACGGCGCCGAGGCUACUAUUGGCUGGAGAAGUUCUGACGUCAGAAAGCCAAAUGCUUAGUGUGAGCGCCACCUGCUGGUCAUCCGGAGCGGCAUCACGUAUUUGCAAAGGGAGUGGAAAAGUUUCGCCCGGGAUUCCGAGUGGCGGCAAAUUCAGAAGUUGCGGUUCUUUCCGUGCACAAAAUGGCAGAAAGGCCUAUUUGGGAGCAAAUUGGAACAAGUUUUAUACAGUUGUAUUAUCAGAAGUUUGAUUCCAACAGGGAACAGUUAGGUGCCUUUUAUACAGAUGCUUCCUGCUUAUCAUGGGAAGGGCAGCAGUUCCAAGGGAAAACGGCCAUUAUGGAAAAAUUGAUGAGACUUCCUUUCCAAAAAAUUCAGCACAACAUAACCUCCCAGGAUCAUCAGCCAACUCCUGAUAAUUGUAUCCUUAGUAUGGUUGUUGGUCAGUUGAAGGUAGAUGAUGAUCCAGUGAUGGGAUUCCACCAGUUGUUUAUCCUCAAGAAUAUUAAUGACAAAUGGAUUUGUUCCAAUGACAUAUUUAGGCUUGCUCUGUACAACUUUGCCUAAAACAUCUGUUCUCAAAUAUAUCAAGUCUUGAAAUUUUUGGUAAAACAACACAUCGUGCAAAAAUCUUUCUAAUGUAACUUUAUUUGGCUUUGUAAUUAAAAAAGGUGUAUAUUCCGUUGAAACACUAGAUGACAACAUUGGGAUGGUUCCUCCAGCAUAUUGCCUAUUUUUCUGUCUGGUGUGUGUCUCUAGUGUAUACAGUCUUGUGAGAAUGCAUUGUGCUCAACCCACUUAAACUUGGAAAAAUUAUUUUUAUAUAUAUAUAUAGUAAAAUCUUGAAGCCCUA
Messenger RNA from Sphaerodactylus townsendi, 1010 nucleotides. RefSeq names its product nuclear transport factor 2-like. The record is from RefSeq and is a predicted model, not a curated record. NCBI's taxonomy places the organism in Eukaryota, Metazoa, Chordata, Lepidosauria, Squamata, Sphaerodactylidae. The transcript is spliced from 5 exons. Gene Ontology annotation, biological process: protein import into nucleus. Bases 341 to 724 code for a protein of 127 amino acids. Gene Ontology annotation, cellular component: nuclear pore central transport channel.